AGAGAAGUGUUUAUUUUGGGGAGGUGGUUUAUUUUGAAAGUGACGUCCGGAAGUCUUGUUUGUUAUUGUGGCUGACUUGACGCUGGUCGCCAUCGUCAUCUGUACGCACGGCGACAGGGGCUCCUGAAUCGGCAGGGACGGGUAUGCCGCUGUUAUUUUCUCUAUGCAAAAAAACCCUAACAGAGAGUAGAAAAACAUCGGCGAAUUCCCCACGAUAGUCCUGCUGGAAACCCCCGAUGGAUUAGUCUGAUUCAUCUGCGACAGUAGAGAAUGGGCUGUGUCCAAUGUAAGGAUAAAGAAGCAGCAAAACUCACUGAUGACCGGGAGACCAGCCUAACGCAGAACUCGGGCUACCGCUAUGGGGCCGACCCCACGCCGCAGCACUACCCCAGCUUCGGGGUCACCGCAAUCCCCAACUACAACAACUUCCACAGCGCAGCCACGCAGGGGGUGACCGUGUUCGGCGGCGUCCACACGUCCUCGCAGUCCGGGACGCUCCGCUCCCGAGGAGGAACAGGUGUGACUCUGUUUGUGGCUCUGUAUGACUACGAAGCCAGGACCGAGGAUGACCUCAGCUUCAGAAAGGGAGAGAAGUUCCAGAUCCUCAACAGCACUGAGGGAGACUGGUGGGAGGCUCGCUCUCUCACUACGGGUGGAACUGGUUACAUUCCCAGCAAUUACGUAGCUCCAGUGGACUCUAUCCAAGCUGAGGACUGGUAUUUUGGUAAACUAGGCCGAAAGGACGCAGAGAGGCAACUCCUCUCCAACGGCAACCCCAGAGGAACUUUCCUCAUCCGUGAAAGUGAAACAACCAAAGGGGCCUUCUCCCUCUCCAUCCAGGACUGGGAUGACGUCAAGGGAGACCAUGUCAAACACUAUAAGAUUCGCAAGCUGGACAGCGGAGGCUACUACAUCACCACCAGGGCACAGUUUGAGACGCUCCAGCAGCUAGUGCAGCACUACUCUGCCCGGGCUGCUGGACUGUGCUGCAGACUGAUAGUCCCGUGUCACAAAGGCAUGCCACGUCUGGCCGACCUGUCCGUCAAAACCAAAGACGUGUGGGAGAUCCCGCGGGAGUCGCUGCAGCUCAUCAAACGUCUCGGUAACGGCCAAUUCGGAGAGGUCUGGAUGGGUACGUGGAACGGCACCACCAAAGUGGCCGUGAAGACCCUGAAGCCCGGCACUAUGUCGCCCGAGUCCUUCCUGGAGGAGGCGCAGAUUAUGAAGAAGCUCCGACAUGACAAGCUGGUCCAGCUCUACGCCGUGGUGUCAGAGGAGCCCAUCUAUAUUGUCACCGAGUACAUGAGCAAAGGGAGUUUGCUUGACUUCCUAAAGGACGGAGAGGGGCGAGGCCUCAAGCUGCCAAACCUAGUGGACAUGGCAGCUCAGGUGGCCGCGGGCAUGGCUUAUAUCGAGAGGAUGAACUACAUCCACAGAGACCUGCGUUCGGCCAACAUCCUGGUUGGAGACAGCCUGGUGUGUAAGAUUGCUGACUUCGGUCUGGCCAGGCUGAUAGAGGACAACGAAUACACAGCAAGACAAGGUGCCAAGUUUCCCAUUAAGUGGACCGCUCCAGAGGCUGCGCUCUAUGGGAAGUUCACCAUCAAGUCAGACGUGUGGUCGUUUGGCAUCCUGCUGACAGAGCUGGUGACCAAGGGCAGAGUGCCCUAUCCAGGUAUGAACAACCGCGAGGUGCUGGAGCAGGUGGAGCGGGGCUACAGGAUGCCAUGCCCGCAGGACUGCCCCACCUCCCUGCACGAGCUGAUGGUCCAGUGCUGGAAGAAAGACCCAGAGGAGAGGCCCACCUUCGAGUACCUACAGGCCUUUUUGGAGGACUACUUCACUGCCACUGAGCCUCAGUACCAGCCAGGGGACAACCUCUGAGCUCCCCCGCUGUCAUCUCAUAUUAUUCACACUCUGGCCACCAGAGGGAGCCAGACACCACCGAUUCUCUGUCAUCCUGUGGCGAGACUCUCGCGCAUUAUCGACUCAUGGACUGACUUGUGACUUCCCUGCCUCAUACACACACAGGGACAGCGAUGCUACAACAGCGCAAGGCCGACUCACUAUCACUCUCACACUUCCAGCUCUCUCUCUCUCUCAGUGCUUUCAAGGCAUUGACAACUCCACGGGCGCCGCCUCGAUGCACGUCAGAGAGAAGUCAAAGGAUAUUUCUGGGAGGAGGGCAGGGGAUGGGACAUGGGGAGGGCGGUGAUGACUGAAGAAUUGAAAAUGCUGUGGAUUAAAGAGGUGAAUUGUGGAGUGUAACUUGUAUGUAGUGUAAAUAGAAAUUGCUUGUUUACUUAUCCCUUUUAUUUUAUUUUUUAUUAUUAUUAUUUUAUUUUUUUCAUUUUAUAUUACUUUUGAUAUUUUGGAAAUGUGUGGAUUUUUUUUAAUCCAAGGUUCAAGGAUAUUCCAAAAUUGCGGCUCGUAGAAAACGUGUGAAGCUCACAGUCGGUAACAAAUUGACAUACCGUAUUUCACCAAUUAAUCGCCCGGCCGCAAAUAGCCGCCUGGUUCUUUUAAACGCCUGGGGUCUGCACCCAUUUUGCGUAUUAAACUCCCACCCGA
Myripristis murdjan (pinecone soldierfish) is the source of this 2571-nucleotide messenger RNA. It is a transcript of the gene fyna, whose product is annotated as FYN proto-oncogene, Src family tyrosine kinase a. The transcript has 12 exons. Lineage: Eukaryota; Metazoa; Chordata; Actinopteri; Holocentriformes; Holocentridae. Gene Ontology annotation, biological process: protein phosphorylation. The coding region runs from base 271 to 1884 and encodes 537 amino acids. Gene Ontology annotation, molecular function: protein tyrosine kinase activity; protein binding; ATP binding. The record is from RefSeq and is a predicted model, not a curated record.